CCGCUCCUGCACACAGGACUGAGACAUCCCUUACACUUUAUCCGUCACUCAGGCUUAAUGGGGUAUAAAAGUCCCCUGCACUGUGCCAGGGAAGGGAGAGGAGCAGCAGGCACUGCAUAGGGGGCGGAAAGUGCAGCGCAGGACCCCUGGAAGACAGGGACAGUGCAGGGACCUCUGCUCCAUGUAGCUGCCCUGGGCAAUGAGCAGUGGGCAGGAGCCUGGCUCUCUUCUCUCAGUGCCACACUCACCCAUCUGCUGCUGAGGUUUGGGGAGGGGGUCCCGCUUGGCAGCCGUCGCAGUGAGUCCGGGGGACAGAGGGGCUGGCAUGGCCGGGAGCGGAUGGUGCAGCUCGGAGGGGGCAUCUUGCACGGAUCAGAGAGGGGUCAGCAUGAGCUGGAGGUGCCUGGGCAGGCUGCUGCUGCUCCCCCUGCACAUGCUGCUCUGUGUACUGAAGGCAGCCGUCUCCCUGGUAUUGCCCACACGGCUGAGAGACCUGAGAGGGGACACUGUGCUCAUCACCGGCGGGGGCAGGGGCAUCGGGAGGCACCUGGCCAGGGAAUUUGCCAAGCAAGGGGCUAAGAAGGUAAUUUUAUGGGGCCGGACAGAGAAAUGCCUCAAGGAAACUGCUGAAGAGCUGCGACAGAUGGGGAGUGAAUGCCAUUAUUUUAUUUGUGACGUUGGCAACCGCGAGGAAGUCUACCAACAAGCAAAAUCCGUCCGGGAAAAGGUGGGCGAUGUCACCAUUUUAGUGAAUAAUGCUGCAGUUGUUCAUGGGAAGAGCUUAAUGGACAGUGAUGAUGAUGCUCUUCUGAAGUCCCAGCACAUCAACACACUAGGACAGUUUUGGACCACGAAAGCAUUCCUGCCACGCAUGUUGGAACUGCAGAACGGUCACAUUGUCUGCAUAAACUCUGUCCUGGCCUUGUCCGCAAUCCCUGGUGCCAUCGACUACUGCACUUCUAAAGCAUCCUCUUUCGCUUUUAUGGAAAGCUUGACGUUGGGGCUCUUGGACUGCCCAGGAGUAAACGCCACCACAGUAUUACCCUUCCAUACCAACACUGAGAUGUUCCAAGGAAUGAGAAUAAGGUUCCCAAACAUUUUCCCCCCUUUAAAGCCCGAGACUGUGGCCCGGAGGACGGUGGAGGCUGUUCAGAAGAACCACGCUCUCUUACUACUUCCCUGGACGAUGCACAUUCUUGUAAUCUUGAAAAGCAUUCUCCCUCAAUCAGCACUUGAAGAAAUCCACAGGUUUUCUGGAUCGUAUACUUGUAUGAACACUUUCAAAGGGAGGACAUAAAUCCCACUGAAAAAGGAAUGGCACUCCCCAUGGACUGGGGGCCAAGACACACCCCCCCUCCUUCCCCUGACAAGGUUGUGAGGAGUCAUCUUCGUAUAUGGCAAAAUGGAUCUUCCAGGUCAAUGAUUUUGCAGUACGGCCGUUGCUCGGGCCCAAAUACUGCUGAACUGUAAAGAAUCUAGAGGACAUGACCAUUUCAUGUGGUGUUUUUUUUUUUUU
Pseudophryne corroboree (corroboree frog) is the source of this 1516-nucleotide messenger RNA. It is a transcript of the gene DHRS3, whose product is annotated as dehydrogenase/reductase 3. Bases 326 to 1297 code for a protein of 323 amino acids. Gene Ontology annotation, biological process: regulation of retinoic acid receptor signaling pathway; retinoid metabolic process. Gene Ontology annotation, cellular component: lipid droplet. The transcript is spliced from 6 exons. The record is from RefSeq and is a predicted model, not a curated record. Gene Ontology annotation, molecular function: all-trans-retinol dehydrogenase (NAD+) activity. Lineage: Eukaryota; Metazoa; Chordata; Amphibia; Anura; Myobatrachidae.